AAGAUGAUGUCGCUCGUCGACCUGGACGACGAUCAGCGGUGGCUGCCCACGCACGUCAAUGUCACCGUGCUCCGCGCCAGGGGGCUGCGGACCAAGAGCAAACACGGCAGCCGCUACCUGUACGCGGUGGUCCAGGUGGGCAAGGACAAGUACACCACCGGCCUGGUGGACAAGGCCGAGGUGCCCGUGUGGUCCGAAGAGUGCUGCUUCGAGCUCCUGCCGGGCAUCCUGGAGGAGGAUGGCGCAGCUGGAGGCGGCCGCGGAGCCUACCCGCCCGGUAGCGCCGACCUGGUCCUCACCGUCAUGCACCGAGUCCUGAUUGGACUCGACGUGUUCCUCGGCCAGACCGUCAUCCCGCUGGAUCGCGUGUUUCGGGAGGGCGCGUGCCGGAGAGACCAGUGGUUCAAGCUCCAUUCGAAGGCGGGACGGAAGGCGAAGGAGCGUGGCGAAUUGCAGCUGACGGUGCAGUUCACCCGCAAUAACAUGACGGCCAGCAUGUUCGACCUCACCGCCAAGGACGAGCGGCGCUCCGCUUUCGGCAAACUCAAGGAUCGCGUCACAGGGAGAAAGCACCCCGAUGUGGAAUCUUCCUCGGCCAUCGUGCCGGGCCGCUACGCUGCCCUCUCGGUGACCCCGGGUCAGCCGUUAGGCGACGAAUGUGAGGGCGCCGCCCACGGGCGAGACGCAGCGAUAACGAAGGAAAAGAAGAGCAAGAUGAAAGAUUUCUUCAAAGGGAAGCUGAGAAAGUCGCCCGACACCAGGUCAUGCUCCUCCCUGGCUUCUGACAGCAGCGCCUCCUCCAUGGCGAGUGACACCAUCGGCCCUCCUCCCGCUCUCGGCCUGCUCUCAGAUCUCCCCAGCUCGCCUGUCUACACCGCCGUCACACGAGUGGACCCCCACUGUAGAGACAGAGCUCUAACUAAAACAGUGCUCACCAGUCAGCACGCCACAAAGAUUCUGACACACAAGCGAGCCUUCAGCGAUGAAGCUAGUAAGAUCACAACAUCUAUCCCUCUAGAAAAGCCCACCGUGGAGUCCGUCAAAGGCCCGCAGAAUAUGAGUCCAUCCAAGUCUUCUGUGUGUAUAAAUGGCAGCCAUGUGUAUGACUCUGAGCCUUCAAUCCCAAAGAACGCUGGAGCCCUGCCGUGCAAGUUGGUCUUGUUGGAAAAAUGCUCCCCGCUGUCCCGUUCCCUACAGAACCUCGCCAAGCGAAGCGAGGACAAAGGUUCCUUUGCAGAAGGGCGACGUUGGUCCUUUGACAAGAUGAAGAAUGAGGGAAAGGAGGAAGAAAAGGCGGCAGACACCUCCAAUGCUGAUUCUUCUGACAAAGGGUGGAAGCUUAGAAAGACCUUAUUCUCUGGAGGUAGGAGCGAUUCUGUUCCAGGAAAGCCAAAUGGAAGCCAGGCUGCUUCCACCUCUGAAGGGAGGCUCAGAGGCUGGUUCAGCUCCACAGACUCCCAGAACAAGCCAAGGCUGGAAGUGUCUCCUAAGCUAGAAAGCACCUCAGCUAUAUCCCCCCCACUCCCUCUUUGGCCCUCUGUAGGCAGUCACUGUUCCUCCUCCUCUGACUCCCGCCCAGUUGAACAGAAUCACACCCAUCCCAUCACCCCGCCAUCGACCCCCAUCUCCCCCUCCAACCCCUUCUUUGAGGAGCUGCAGGGGUCCCCUCCUUGUGCACCCAGCUCCUCAAGCUUUCUGUACACUUCUCAGCACUCCGGCCAGGACAUACCCAGUUCCAUUCAAGACACUAUACCCUCCAUCAAGAGGGAGCGUCCUAAACCUGUCGCUAGGCAGAUAUCACUCCCUGUGUUUUCCAACCUCUCAAGUGAUCGUCCAAUGUCAAUGAGCGUACAGGACUGGGAAGACUCAUUCGACAUGUUUGCUUCAAACAGACUCAACUCACCCAAAGGAAAUCCCUCUCAGAUGCAACUGGAAACUACUCUAGAGUCUACUCAGAGGUGUAGUUAUAUUGCAGCAAAUGUACAUACUGAAUAUCACAUACAAGAGCGACAAAGAUACCAAAAGGAUCCUCCACCAUUACCUCCAAGGAGACCAAUAAAAACUUCAGUGAAUGAGAUAUACUCUGAUGGUUGGCUCCACAGAGGCCAAGAGCUGGCAGUUCAUAAAGAAGCCUAUCUACUCUCUCAGACUGGAGUGGCCUCACUGCAACAUGGAAGAGAGCUAGAGUUUAAAAGACCGACAUCAAGUGUAUCAUCAGACAGCGAGACCUCAGAUUCCCUCAUUGUUAACUCUCAGCUUUAUGGAAUCAUCCCUUCCCCGGGAUUUAUGUCCGAAGAGACUCUGAAAAAGUAUGAACCCUUGGAAGACACAACUGACUUCUGGGGGGGCAUGCUAUUUGAACAAGACUUGUAUGGGCGGGUUUUCAAGGGAAAUGUUAGCCAAACCACUUCACAUGUAGGGAAUAGCACCGGGCUUGAGAAUAUUCUAAACUGUCAGACUUCUGUUGCUGACCUUUUGAAGAAGUCCUCUAAUUCACUCUCAAUGUCAGAAUUAAAGACCCCCCCUCCAGUAGAGUCUACAGAGUCUUCUCUCAUAAGUCAAGCCCCAUGCAUGGACAAAAACGGGACUUCCUUGCUAACCUUAGGAGAUCUGAACAUGAAUGUUAGCGAUUCUGAUUUCGGCUUUAUGGAUUCUGAUGGAUCUUCUCAGACAAAAGCAGUUAAAGACGUCAAAGGCCUCGGCAUCUUAAGUUGGAUCGGUCCGCAGUUGUCACAAGAUUCCACAACAGCUGUUUACCACGAGGCAGCUACAGAUGCUAACACCAUAAAAGACACCAAGAUGCCCGAAAGUGACUCAUCUUUGGAAAGAACCAUGUUAUCUCAUAAAACGUGCAAAGUCUCUCCAGUUUGGCAGGACUUUCCAUUUGAGAUCAACAAUCGUAAAAUCUGUGAAACCCAGGAGCAACCUGUAGCCAAUCUGGAGUCCAGUGAUGAUAAAACGGGAAGGGAUGAUGCUUUCAAAGAGAAAAAAAAGGACUGUAAUGAUAAUGGGAACCCUCAAGCUGCGAGAGAAUUGUUUCCACGGGUAGUCAGCGCACGUGUUAGACCGAAAGCAAUUUCAAGAGUGAACAGCACUGACAAUCCAAGCAAAACUGAUCUUGGUCAGCAGUCUUCACUCGUCACUGAAGGUCCGUCAUCAUAUCAACCUAGUAGCUCAGCUCCAUCUCCCAAUCUGGCAUUGGAUAGCAAUGAAGAUAAAGUCUCAGGCUAUCAUUGCAAUUUGAACGAUAGUUCGCCAAUACCUUCAAAUGAUGACUCAGCACUAUUAGGGGAUUAUGUGACCGAAAACCCCUCUGAGAUUACUUUUGAAGUCCUUCAUGCCAAAGUCGCCCCUCAUUUGAGAAGUCCUCCAAAGUCUGAGCAGGGUUGUUCUCUCACUUCCUCAACCGAUACACCUGCUAAUCUCCCUCUUUCCGCUGCCUGUUGCACCUCCACACGCUCGUCAAGCACAAUUAUGCAAAGCGCUGGAACCAGUAGGUCUCUGAUUGUGGCACCCUACACAACCUCCUCCUCCUUCACCCCCGACACUACCUCCACCACUGAUCAGCCGCUGUUCGAUGCACUGCACUCACUUUUCACAGAGGAGACAUGGCCAGCUUGCAACCUGCCCCGCCAGGAGAGCAGACCACACCUAGUGAAGCCUUUAAGCCAAUCAGAGAAGAAGGAGAGCCGUUCAGUUCUAGAGAAACUCAAGUCUACCAUAAGCCCGGGACGCACUGCCCAGCAGGUGGCAGCCGGGCCGGGGAAAAUUCAGGGUUUCCACCGUUCAGAAAUGAAAAUAAGGGACACCCACCACAGAAUCUUGGGGCCAUGGCCCCACAGGCCCGACCCCUGUGGGAUGGGGUGCCCACAGCAGAAUGAAUGUGGUUGGAUGUUUGGUGGUAGUCACAGGGGCCGUCGCCACAGAAUGGCAGCCACGCUUCAGUCAGACUGUCCCGGAGCAGCUGGGGCUACACAAGUUUCUUAGCACCACCAGGGUGUGAGUGUAGAGUGAAUGAAUAAUGCGUGCAAUUGUAAAGCGUCUUUGAGUGCCUUGAAAAGCGCUAUAUAGGUGUAAUGCAUUAUUAUUAGAUUUUUAUUUGUGUCAAUGUUUUUACUAAAGGGGUGAUCAAGAAAGGAAUUAGUCACACAUAAAGCUUGAAAUGCUUUCUUACUUACACAUGACUGCAACAUUGUUGCACAUAAAGUGCUGUUACUUAUGCUACAUAAAUCCUUAAUUACAUGGAUUCCUAUUUAAUUUUCAAUGACAAAAAUCCAUCCAUCCAUCCAUUUUCUGAGCCGCUUCUCCUCACUCGGGUCGCGGGCGUGCUGGAGCCUAUCCCAGCUGUCAUCGGGCAGGAGGCGGGGUACACCCUGAACUGGUUGCCAGCCAAUCGCAGGGCACAUAGAAACAAACAACCAUCCGCACUCACAUUCACACCUAGGGGCAAUUUAGAGUUUCCAAUUAAUGCAUGUUUUUGGGAUGUGGGAGGAAACCGGAGUGCCGGGAGAAAACCCACGCAGGCACGGGGAGAACAUGCAAACUCCACACAGGCGGGGCCGGGGAUUGAACCGGGGUCCUCAGAACUGUGAGGCUGACGCUCUAACCAGUCGGCCACCGUGCCGCCAAUGACAAAAAUAAAGUAGAAAAAAAAAAGUGCCAAAUGCUCACAACUUCGUAAUCAGUUGAGAUACCCAAAGAGAUACAGUAUGAUCUACCACAGCACAGUUGCACUCCACUUUCCCACUGCUUUUGGAGCAAGGACAUCUUUAACCACUGCCUCUUCCUUUGCUCUGGCUACAGUCAUUAUCUGUACAGUUAGCACUGUUGUAGCUGAGGUUAUGUUUGACUGUGUGGUACACUUGUCUUACUUCAGGUUGCAAGGUUUUAUUUUUAAAGUGGAAGGAAAGUGGAGUACCCCGAAGAAAACACACUCAAACAAGGGGAGACCUUGCAAACUCGACACAGGAGUGUCAAAAAUUACAUUUUAACCAAGAACCUCUCAUCUGUGAGGAAGAUGUACUAACCACUUGUCACCAUGCUGCACAUACUUAAAACUUACAAAUGUAUUGUGACUAAAUGCUUAAAUCUUCCAUAAAACUGUAAUUUAGCUUUGGAUGAGCGUCUUAGUACCAAAAUCACAAUCAAUACACCAAUUCUAAAGAAUAGAAAGAAUGCUUUAAAAAAUAAAUAAAAAUAAAUAAAUAAAUAAAUAAAAGGCCCCAGAUAUCCAACUGAGGAACAGUAUUGUGUAUACCAACAAAGUGUAUACAGUAUAUACAGUGAUGCCUCGACAUACGAGUGACCCAAUUUACGUUUUUCGAGAUACGAGCCUUCGUCUGCACAAUUUUUUUCCUUUGAUUUGCGAGCAAAAAUUCGAGAUACAAGCAAUGGUGGCAAUGAACGCAAUUUAGCUCAUUUCACAACAAGCAGCAGUGUGACAUUGUGAACAAAUCUUCAAAAAAGAGGCUCCAAACUGUUUAAUGUCAUUCUCAGUUGAAGUUUACUUUCAAACAAACUAAACAGCAAAGAAAAUGACAGGUUGUUUAUUUAAAACAACCACAUAACUUUACCUUCAAGUCCGCUAGCUUAAUGAUAACGCAUAAUAGGAAAUGUCAUAGACGGGCUAACAAAUAGCAUUCAUUGGGUGUAUUUAUAAUGACCCUUUGCUGUGACACUCAUAUAUUUAACUCACGUGCUGUCCAUUUCUUCUGAUCAUCCUUAAAAUAGUUCUACACCUUCAUUGGAGACCAGCUGUGUUUGAUUAUACUGAUUGGACUUGAUUAGGAAAGCCACACACCUGUCUAUAUAAGACCUUACAGCUCACAGUGCAUGUCAGAGCAAAUGAGAAUCAUGCGGUCAAAGGAUCUGCCUGAAGAGCUCAGAGACAGAAUUGUGGCAAGGUACAGAUCUGGACAAGGUUACAAAAAAAUUGUGCUGCACUUAAGGUUCCUAAGAGCAUAGUGGCCUCCAUUAUCCUUAAAUGGAAGCUGUUUGGGAUUAUGUUAUUAUGUUAUUCUAGAAGUUAUCAUUUAUUUGCUUAGCUUGCAUUAGUAUUAUGGACGAUUUUAGAUGUCUCUCCUUCAAAAAGAUGACUCAGCAUCAUCCGAUGGAAGGGCGCCUGGACCAAGGACGUGAUCGGAUGUGGUCGGGGACGUGACAGGUGUUGGUCCAAUGUUUUGUGUUGUGUCUUAUUGUUUAGAACAUUAUGUCUGGGAAAAACCCUCCUAUUUUCAAAUAAAUGCAGGAGCGACGGGAGAGAUUGGUUAGAGCGUGUUGAGAGACUGUGAUCUGAACAAUCUCCCAUACGCCCUCCUCAUGAGAAAAAGAAACCAGUGUCUUCAUUCCUUUUGUGUCUAUUUUUAUAA
Messenger RNA from Phyllopteryx taeniolatus (common seadragon), 6368 nucleotides. It is a transcript of the gene rab11fip5b, whose product is annotated as RAB11 family interacting protein 5b (class I). The record is from RefSeq and is a predicted model, not a curated record. Gene Ontology annotation, molecular function: DNA binding; small GTPase binding. Gene Ontology annotation, biological process: DNA integration; regulated exocytosis; DNA transposition. The transcript is spliced from 6 exons. Lineage: Eukaryota; Metazoa; Chordata; Actinopteri; Syngnathiformes; Syngnathidae. Gene Ontology annotation, cellular component: early endosome; phagocytic vesicle; recycling endosome. The coding region runs from base 4 to 3987 and encodes 1327 amino acids.